CCGUGAGAUCGUUGAACGUUUCACACUCAGUUUUAUAGCUACACGACCAAGUCGUGAUACGUGUCCCUCAUCACUUAAAGUGUUAACAUGUGAACUAUGUAUUAUAAAAAUUAAUUAAGUAAUAUAAACAAAAAUAUUUAAUUUAAUUUAAAGUGCUGUGAUGUCGAUUUUAUUUAGUGCCGUUGCAUACAAAAAGAAAGUUUUUAAUAAAUAUGCGUCCUGUGAUGGAAAUUUCGAAGAAAUAUUGGAUGAGGUGCUCGUUAAAAUUUCGGAAAGAAAUAAUAAAAUGACUUACUACCACGGACGUUACUUAUUCCAUUUCAUCUUGGAGGACGAAUAUUUUUAUUUCUGUAUUACUGACAAGCUUUGUCAACGAUCAAGAGCAUUUUUAUUUUUAAACGAAAUAAAACGAAGUUUUCCAUUCAGACAGGCCGAUUUUACGUGUAUUUUAGCUGAACAGAUGUAUCGUUACAAUGAAGAUUACAACACAGUAACUAUAAGGAAAGGGGAAAUAGACGAAUUAAAUACGAUAGGAGUGGACAGUAGUGAAAGCAUUCUUGGGGAAAAAAUACUCUUUGUCAGCAACGACAACAAUUUAAGAUAUACGACGAUCUCCAACAUAGAAAAAGAACCAGAACAAAUUGCGAUCUCUUUCAAAGAUUCAAAUUUAAAAAUAAUUAUUUUAACAAUAUUCAUAAUUGCAGCAAUAUCUUUGAUGUUCGUUUUCAAUCCACCGUCAUUUGCAUUCGUUAUAGUUGUACUGAUAUUGUAUCCUAUUAUAAGAAAGAAUUUAUAUAAAUAAUUUAUAUUUAGUAAAUAGCAAAAAAUAGGUUAUAUUACUAGUUAUU
Messenger RNA from Vanessa atalanta (red admiral), 848 nucleotides. RefSeq names its product vesicle-associated membrane protein 7-like. Gene Ontology annotation, molecular function: SNAP receptor activity; SNARE binding. NCBI's taxonomy places the organism in Eukaryota, Metazoa, Arthropoda, Insecta, Lepidoptera, Nymphalidae. Gene Ontology annotation, biological process: vesicle fusion; exocytosis. Gene Ontology annotation, cellular component: SNARE complex. The record is from RefSeq and is a predicted model, not a curated record. Bases 161 to 802 code for a protein of 213 amino acids. The transcript has 4 exons.